AUGGCGAAUAAAGCCUCGUCGGCCGGUCCCUCUGCUUUGGCGCAGAGCUUGUCGGCCCAUUCCUUCGAGAGCCAGCUCAGUGAACAACUACAACACCGGAAGGAACAGGGCGAUCCCAACCUUCCGGUCGAUGAACUCAAUAACGAUGGCAGUCAUUUGGUGACUCCGCAGCGAGGGACCCCCAAGUCCCGGUCGUUGUCCGAUGCCGUGAAACCCGUUUCGAUCCCUCAACCAGUCUCGGGGGAUCUGAAGACGGCAAGCAAGGAUGAUAGCUCCAUCCCAUCGAUCCCGGCCACCCCGCAGCGAAGCACGGUCUCACCGAGCAAUCUGUCGCUCAACCUGCCCCUCAAGAUCCCCGCAGCUGCAUCGGCGAGCAGUCGGGCCCCUCUUUCCCCGAAACUGGAUUCGUCGCAGAUCUACGGCUCGCCAGCCUCGGUGCUUCCUCGACGCUCGAGAGGGCUUGAUUUCUCCCGGGCGUGCACGAAUUUGCAUCACUCCACCCUCGCAGAGUCGUCUCCGGAUUCCUCGCCGACCAUCGGCGGACGAGGGGUGAACAUACCAAACCGUCGUGGGUCGCUGAACUCCACGUCUGUCCCGCCAUUCUCGACAUCAGGGCCCGCGGACCGAACGGCCAUUUCGAGCUCGGUGUCGAGCGUGAACAUGUUGGAAUCUGAUACAAGCAGCAGCGACGAGGAUGACGAGCAGAUGGGGGGGGAUCGAGACGAAAUGAUGAUCACCAACACCCCGCAGGCAAACAAAAUGGGGGCGGCUUUGAAUCCCUUUGGGGUCGGCACGGUGUCCAGCCCCGGUGGUGACUGGAUGGGCAGCUACUCCCAGGCAGCCGCCAGUUUGCUGAGCUUCCAACGUGCCCGGUUCCGUAAUAAAGGCCGCAGUCGACACAGCUCAAGUAGCGCGAGCGCGAACAGUUCCAAGCAGAGCCCUGGCCCUCUGUCUCCACCAGUGAUGAAGAGCAUCGAGAAUCCUGCUGCCGGAGGGUAUUUUGCCUGUAAGAAUGCUCUUCAGUCCCGGCGUGAAAGCUUGAGUCUAGGAACGCGGGAUUUGCGCCUGUCGGAUCUGAGUGACGACGGAGAGAGUCGAGCAAUCCGAGGCCAUAGCCCGGCGGGCAUGUCUAAUCCUGAAGGCGGGCCUUUGGGAGUCAUUCGGCGGGCAGUCACGAGACGAAGCAGUCUACUGCCGAAAACAAAGACCUUUGCCAGGAUCCGGGCCGCUCUCGUCGAGGAAUCUGCCCCCAUUGACAGCGAGGCGAAGCGGGAGGCCCAGGUCAUUCGACAGGUCCGCGAGAGCGAUACUGCAGUGCCGCAGAAAUCUCCGACCCUGGAGAGCUUCUCUUCCUUUUCCCCACCGCGCCCAUCCCAGCCAGCCUUGGAACAAAGUGCACUGCCCAAGUCCGAAGUGCCGGGGACUAGUGGGAGCCCAUUCGGUCAUCAGGCUAUGCGCAACUCCAGUGCUGCUGACUUUUGGAAUUCGAUUGAUGGGCGAUAUCGCACUCCCCCACCGCCGCUGCGGUCCAACGGGCCUGCCUCGGUCGUGUCCGAGGAUGAUACAGCCAUGGACAUCACGCCAUCUACUUCUUCCGGGUUCAACAUGCAGGAUCUGCCCAAACCGUGGGACCGGCCUCCGUCGCGGUCGUCGACGUCCCACGCCUCGAAUCCCAUCUCGAUAAAUGAUAUCCAACGCAAACGACGGCGGGAUGACGACUUUGACCCGAAUCUGUUUAAACGGAGGGCCGUGUCGCCCAGCAUGAGUGCCCAGAGUAGCCCUAUCUUGAUGCACUCGCCCACGGUCAAGGAUGUCGGACCGAAUAUCUGGGGACCGCCGUCCAAACCUGCUCUUGGACCACCUCUUUUUGACCGCCUGGGCCACGAGAAUGCGAAUCGGCCAACUGCCCCGGCGGGCACGGUGAAGCGGGUUGGCCUUCAGGGCAUGACAGAGGCCAGCGAUGGCUUCAUGAAUAUGAGCAUUGAAUGA
Messenger RNA from Penicilliopsis zonata CBS 506.65, 1989 nucleotides. RefSeq lists its product as hypothetical. The transcript is spliced from 2 exons. The record is from RefSeq and is a predicted model, not a curated record. Gene Ontology annotation, cellular component: site of double-strand break. Bases 1 to 1989 code for a protein of 662 amino acids. NCBI's taxonomy places the organism in Eukaryota, Fungi, Ascomycota, Eurotiomycetes, Eurotiales, Aspergillaceae.